AUUAUUUUUGUUUUAGUAAGUACUACAAUGUAAAACUUUCUUUAAUUAUUAAAAAUAUAUUCCUUUCAUUAUAUUUGCUGUAUUAAUUAAAAAUAUAUUGUCAAACCGAUGUCAUUCACCGCGAUUCUCCUAAGCGUCCGUUGCUACGGGUUACUACGGAAAGAAAUGCCGGACGCCUUGAGUUGUGCGAUUCAACUUGCGGGAUAGAAACGGUAGCUUCCUGUCAAAAUGAUCACCUUUAUCAUCGUCGUCCUACUAUUCUGGACGGCUUUGAACUUCACAGAUUAUGUCUUUAAGUCGUGUAUGCUCUACCCGUACAUCUCUAUGCUGGAGCGCAACGGACUCAGCCUGAGGCUCUUCCGCGUCCAGUUCUACUUCACCCGUUUCAACCGUGUCGUCCACCAGUUGGCCCGCAAAAAGCCCCGCUUCCUGUACUGGUGGUUCACGCUGGGGGCUGUCGUCAGCAUCCUGUCCAUCGCACCAGCCGUCUGGGUCCUGGCCACCAGCGCCAUGAGCAUGUCUCGAAGUGCAGCGACCGGGAAGCCAGAAGUGCAGAUCCUCGAGCCCGCGAUGCCAGGAAUCAACCUUCCCAUCUCUGACAUUUUCUACUACAUUUCGACUCUGGUGGUUUGCAGCAUCUUUCACGAGUUUGGUCAUGCCCUAGCUGCUGUGAGGGAAAACGUGAGGAUCCAGGGUUGUGGCCUCUUUGUGCUCGGCAUCUUCCCCGGGGCGUUCGUGGACCUGCCGAAGGACCAGGUGACAGUGCUGGCUCCCUGGAAGCAGUUGAAAAUCUACUGCGCCGGCAUCUGGCACAAUCUUGUCGCGGUGGCGGUGGCACUGCUGCUCCUGACGGGGAACCGGUUUCUCAUGACGCCAUUCUACAAGGAGCAUGCCGGUGUCACGGUCAUCUCUGUGGCAGAGGAAUCAGGAGCAUAUGGUCCAAAUGGAUUGCUGCCUGGGGACCACAUAAUCGCUGUGGAUGCUUGCGUGGUGAGGGAUCCUGCCACCUGGAAGUCUUGUCUGGUUCAAGCUGUGCUCAUUCCACAACCAGGGUACUGUCAAAGGAAGGUGCUUGUGCAAUCCGAAGGCACUUGGUCCAGCAAUGAGUGCUGCCAUGGCCAGUCUAAUAACAGCCUGUGUUUUAGUUACCUGGACCAUGAUGAAAAGAGGGAGGUCUGUCUGCCGGCAAGACACACGCUUGAAACGUCUCAUGGGUAUUGCAACUCCAGCUGCCAAACAGAUGAUUACUAUUGUCUAAAGCCAGUGCUGGACAACACCACCAAGCUGGUACAAGUAAAGAGGGAGAACUGGCCAGCAAUGCUCUUUUUGGGACCACCGGCAGAGCUCUGGCACACAGUUUCCCUGAUCAAGUGGGUUCCUCGGCAGAAAUAUCUGUCAGUUUUACCAGUCCACGUGUAUGAAGUCUUCCUGCACUAUAUCAUGUCUUUUUCUGGUGCACUUGCUCUACUAAAUGCCAUCCCAUGCAUUGCCCUCGAUGGACAAUGGAUCCUCCAGGGCUUGAUCAAACUUUUGACGCAGGCCUUUCCAUGCCUUCGGCCCUCGAGGAAGUGGUUGUACCUGUUCCUCGUCUUGAGCGGAACUUUUCUCCUUGCUAUCAAUGUCGUACUAGGGUUUUGGAAACUCUUGGGGCGAAGGUAGCAGGCGCAAAGGGAUUCCCUAGGCAACAGGGUUUUUUUGCAGCCAACAUUCACCUGUGUAUAUACAUUCAUGAGUCACGUAGUAAAACUCCUAUGAGCCUGGGUUUCCAUUAAAAGUAGCAUCCUUUCCUGUUGUUCCUAAAGAUUGCUCUUGUUCCAUAUCAUUGUACCUUUGCAUAGGUCAUUACAGAUUGUAAUGAAGGAUAACUGCUUGCUAAGUGUGAAUGGUUGUACACUGAUUAUUUGUUUAUAAUAAAUGUGAGUAAUGAAAUUUC
Messenger RNA from Ixodes scapularis (black-legged tick), 1933 nucleotides. RefSeq names its product membrane-bound transcription factor site-2 protease (gene S2P). Gene Ontology annotation, molecular function: protein binding; metalloendopeptidase activity. The transcript has 9 exons. NCBI's taxonomy places the organism in Eukaryota, Metazoa, Arthropoda, Arachnida, Ixodida, Ixodidae. Bases 229 to 1659 code for a protein of 476 amino acids. Gene Ontology annotation, cellular component: membrane; cytoplasm. Gene Ontology annotation, biological process: membrane protein intracellular domain proteolysis; regulation of response to endoplasmic reticulum stress. The record is from RefSeq and is a predicted model, not a curated record.